Messenger RNA from Protopolystoma xenopodis, 450 nucleotides. NCBI's taxonomy places the organism in Eukaryota, Metazoa, Platyhelminthes, Monogenea, Polystomatidea, Polystomatidae. The record is from the annotation of a GenBank genome assembly.
AUGCAUGUUUCUCCCUUCGCAAAGUCGUUUGCUUCGGAAGGUGAUUGUGUGAUAAUUAUAUAUGGCAGAGAUGACACCAUACCAAUUAUACUUAAGGCCAAUGAUCUUAUUCAGACCAAAUAUGGUGCUUUGAGGCAUAACGACAUAAUUGGGAAGCGAUACGGAUCUCAGAUCCCAACCUCCCGUGGCCAUGUACACAUUCUGGCUCUUAAUCCUGUCAUCUGGUCGCACAGCCUACCACAUCGCACCCAGAUCCUUUAUCCUCCUGACAUCAGCUUAAUUGUUGGCUCACUUGAUCUACGACCUGGCCGAUGUGUUCUUGAGGCUGGCACUGGCAGUGGCUCGCUGACGCAUGCUUUGGCCCAGGCUAUCUGGCCAAAUGGUCGUGUUAUUACCUUCGAUUUUCAUGAGCUGCGUUCCCAGAAGGCCUCUGAGGAAUUUAAGGUUUAG